AUAGCUAGAGCAGCUCAGAGCAGCAGGACGGUCGAUCAUCAGCUCGGGUUCAAUGGACGCUGAAGUGCUGCUGUUGUUGUGACAGCUGUACCUCCACUACCUGGUCUGUGUGUCUGGCAGAGAGCUGCUGAGAACACCGAGGUUUAAGAAACCCUAAAAGACGCACCAUUGAAGGACAGGUAGAAAGCCUCACACCAGUGUUCAAACCAGUGUUCACACCAGUGGUGACAACAACGGUGACCAGGAUGGCCUCCUCGCGGCUGAAGUACCUGUCUCUGGGCGUGCUGGUGUUCCAGACCACCUCCCUGGUGCUCACCAUGCGGUACUCCCGCACCCUGCAGGCCGAGGGCCCGCGGUACCUGGCCUCCUCAGCUGUGGUGGUGGCCGAGGUCAUGAAGAUCCUCACCUGUGUGCUGCUCGUCUUCAAGGAGCACAGUUACAGCAUGCGAGCUCUGAACAGCAUUCUGCGUCAGGAAAUCGCCCACAAACCCAUAGAAACGCUGAAGCUGGCGAUUCCCUCGGGGAUCUACACGCUGCAGAACAACCUGCUGUACGUCGCCUUGUCCAACCUGGACGCCGCCACCUACCAGGUGACGUACCAGCUGAAGAUCCUGACCACGGCUCUGUUCUCCGUGUCAAUGCUGGGCCGCCGGCUGGGCGUCUACCAGUGGCUCUCGUUGCUGAUUCUUAUGGCUGGAGUGGCUUUUGUGCAGUGGCCCUCUGAGUCUGCACCGGCCCCGGAGACGGAGGCCCUCUCUACAGGCUCCCAGUUUGUCGGUGUGACGGCAGUACUGGUGGCGUGCUGCUCCAGUGGGUUUGCUGGGGUCUACUUUGAGAAGAUCCUAAAGGAGAGCAAACAGAGCGUCUGGGUCCGCAACAUUCAGCUAGGGAUGUUCGGCCUGGUGUUUGGCCUCUUUGGGAUGCUGGCCUAUGACGGAGAGAGGGUGAAGGAGUCAGGCAUGUUCCAGGGAUACAACUCAGUCACCUGGACUGUCGUAGCGCUGCAGGCGCUGGGUGGUCUGGUCAUAGCAGCGGUCAUCAAGUAUGCAGACAACAUCCUCAAGGGCUUUGCUACAUCGCUCUCCAUCAUCCUGUCAACUCUUAUAUCCUACUUUUGGCUACAGGACUUCGACCCCACUGGCGUGUUCUUCCUGGGGGCCCUUUUGGUCAUCGCAGCCACUUUCCUCUACGGCUACGAAGGCAAGCCGUCCCCCAACCCCAGCAGGGCGUAGGACACUCACGGCUGACACUACAGCAGCAGUAGGAGGUCCUGUUGAAGCGUCAAGACGUGGAGUUGAAAAGAGGACAGAGAGCUGGAGAAAAAGAAGGGGAAAGGUCUUUAUCAUAUGUUGUGAUCACAAAAAGGAAGAGGAGGUAAGCAGGUUGGGGAACAGAGGACGGGAAGAGUGAAAAAGAAAGGUAAAGAACAAAAAGCAAGCACAACGCUGUGAUGGGUCUCACACACCAAAAGUGCCUCAGCUGAGAAGGGUAACCAAUGAGAAAAGAAAACUGUGGCGAAACAGGAUUGUAUGUUUUUGUUUUGUUCGUAUAAUUACCACUGUAGAGAUAAUCCUGGCUGUCACACCGCCAGAUCUAGAGAGGUAUUCUCGGCAGGACCGACUGAUUGUUUUCAUUAAGAGCCUGUUUGACUGCCAGUCACUGUUACUGCCACAUCGGUCACACCUACACAACAACAGAACAGAAGUUGACCUCAGAGUUGCAGUGUUUAAGACUCUAAGUCUUGUCCCACUUUGAGCUCUGAAAGCACAUUUUCCCUGAAAUAACCCUUCCCAGGCACUGUUUACUCUAAGGGUGCGGUCACACAUGCGUGAAAUUUGCAUCUUCGCAUCGUGUGGAAUUCAUAUUUGGUGAACUUUAAAGGUCCAGUGUGUAGGAUCUGGCGGUAUCUAGCGGUGAGGUGAGGAGAUAGCACAAACUGAAGCCUUUCCCAUGUGCCAAGCGUGUUGGAGAGCUACGAUGGACGACGCAAAAACGCAAA
This is a messenger RNA of Sebastes umbrosus (honeycomb rockfish), 1999 nucleotides long. RefSeq names its product solute carrier family 35 member A3a (gene slc35a3a). Gene Ontology annotation, cellular component: Golgi membrane. The record is from RefSeq and is a predicted model, not a curated record. Gene Ontology annotation, molecular function: UDP-galactose transmembrane transporter activity. Gene Ontology annotation, biological process: pyrimidine nucleotide-sugar transmembrane transport. The transcript is spliced from 8 exons. NCBI's taxonomy places the organism in Eukaryota, Metazoa, Chordata, Actinopteri, Perciformes, Sebastidae. The coding region runs from base 246 to 1232 and encodes 328 amino acids.